UCGUUUUCCUGUUUUCACCAGAACGAGCGAACAGAACAACAAUAACCACUUCCUUUCUCCCUUUCUCCUCUCUUUCAUUCCUUUCAAACUAUAUACCACCAGCCCCCACCGCCAUAGCUAAUAACUCGAAAACGCGGGAAGAAGAAUCCGGAUCUCCUCCCCCUUGACUUCGGUCCCGCCAUUUCUGCCUCCCUUAACCUUCUCUAAUCCUCACAAAACCAAAACAAUUCGGGAAUAUUCUCCAUACCACAAAUUGCCUUGCACGUUAAGCGAUUCCCCCCCUCCUCUCCCUUUCAAUUCCUUUCAACCUCCGUCUUCCGGUCAGGUAGGCGGAGCUGCUGCUGCCUCGUUUCAUUCCGUUUUGCUCGUCUCCGGCGAGAGUGAUUCGGUGUUUUUUUCUUCUUCCGAAUUCUCUUUUUUUUCCCCUUCCAAAAUUCGUUCUGGUUUUUGCAAACGCCUCGUGUUUUUGACAAUGUUCGUUGCUGGUUGAUCUCUUCGGCCGGUCCAUCGCAUAAAUUCUUUGCCUCUUCUGCUAUAUCUCACCUCCGCCUGCUUCUGUUAUGAAGUUCGGAGGCGAUUGUUUCUUUUCCUCUCCUGCCUCUCUUCCACUUCUGUGGAAUUCCUCUUCAGCUUCUCAACAAGAGGUUUGCGUUGACUUUGGAGGUGAUUUGAGCUUGUAUAGUGAGUUUGAUGGGGAAAGCUGACGAUGAGAGAUGCGUUUUUCCUUUAACCAGUCUGCAAAUCGGAGACUUGCAGUCGUAUCUUUCGGAUCUUAGAUUGUAUGUGGCCUUCGAAAGUAAGAAGCUAUACAUCUUGGUGGACAACCGACCAUGGUUGAGGAGCCUGGGUUCGCGGCCAGCACACUUGUGGCAGUUGAUGGUUACAAAGUCAAGGUUAUCUCCAUUUGCAAACACCAAAGGACAGAGAGGGAAAAGGGAGUGCAAGGGAACUUCUUGUCCUCAAUCUAAUUCCAGCAAGGCAACGAAUAUUGAGAAAUGGUUCUCACUGAUCGAUGCAAAAAACUUCUCUCAGAAGGCAGGUUUAUUGCCAGUGGAGAAGUUGAGAAAGUCGUUAUUCUUGAGCAGUGAGCUGCACAGAACACUCUAUGGUUUUAUAGUGUUUGAAGUUGCUUGGAGUAACGUUCGAGGUAUUAAUUACUUGAAUGAACUUCAGACAGACACAUCUCUGGCAGUCGAGGCGAAAGUUAUGCAAAGAUGGGAAUUUGAUUGUAUAUCUCAGGCAUCAAGGUCUAUCGCUUCUUGGUUUUCAGGAACAUUGCCCGAGCAGUUGCAAUUGAAGGAGUACCUGGAUUCUGCUACAGGAGAUAUAUUCUAUGAUGCAAAACAAAAAUUUUCAAGAACAGGUUCUUUCAAUGAUGAUGAUGAAGAGACCGUUGGAGGUAAUAGGUGGUCUGUGAAUUCCUCAUCCAAUAGUCUCAGUGAUUCUGACGAUAUUCAAGAUGAUUCUGAGCCACACACACCUCCACCAAGUGGGCCCUACAAGAGAAGAAGGGUAACUAAGUCGAUUGCCUCAGGAGUCAAAGUUGAUUUUUAUUCUGAAACACAGGGCAGGAGCAAAGAUUUGUUGCACAACUCGGAGACUGAUGGCAGCAGCAACAAUUGUGAAAAUGGUAGUCUUGAAGCUAAGCAGUACAAGGACGUGCUAAUUCUGAUGAGGUUUGAUGACCAUGACCUCCCUUUUAAGCUGAGGCAAAUCAUAAUGGCUGACCUUCGGUUAUUGACCCUCUUAGAGGCAGGGCUUCCGUCAUGGGUAAUCUUUCUGCAAUCAUAUCCUGGGUUUUGCCAUCUUUAUCGCCCGUGGAUGUGUCCGCUAGCUAGAGCUUUAUACGUCUCCAUCUCGAUUGUCACUGUCAUAAUAGGCUUCUACGAUCUUUACAAAAAUGUUCCUGUUCUCAAGGCGACUGCAUCUCGAUUAUGUGGGCCACUUUUUGACUGGAUAGAGACCUGGGAAAUGGUCUCCAGGAUCAAGUAUCUGGGGACCAUGCUGUUUCUUCACAAUUUCCAGAAGGCUGUCACCUGGUCCCUAAUGAUCACUCGAACUUUCCGGUCUUUCCUGUCGGUUUUCACCCAACCUCUGGUUGGUCCGUUAGUGGAAUUAGUAGGGUUUCUCCUUCCAUUGUGGAAUGAAGUCAUUGAAGUAGUUGAGCAGUUAUUCUCAGUAGUCUGGCUUGUGGUGGGAACCACUUGCAAUGUGGUUGGAGAUGUUCUCGAGUUUUUUCUGUGGCCGAUAUGGGUUAUCAUCUCUUUUGUAUGGAACUUUGCGACUUCAAUCUUAUAUCCCAUCUUCUGGAUUCUGUGGGAAGUGAUCUACACCCCAGUUCGCAUGGUUCUUGCACUAGCCAGCUUCCUGGCUGGAAUUUUGGGUGUGAUGGUGCAGUUGAUUGUAGAUGUUUGGCAAUCUAUGAGUAGCAUAGCGCAGCUCGCUUCAGCAUCCGAGGCGUCAGUGAACACGUACCAAGUUUCCAUGUGGAAAUCACUUUGGAGCGACCUUUUCUCACAGGUCUUUCGUGCCGUCAGAAGUAUUCUGAAUGGUUUUGUGGCUUUUUUCACAGCAUGCAACAGACAUCGCCUCAGCAUAUACAACCAUCUACAAGAUUUCAUCCGGAGACUACUCGGUGGAGCUCAGAGAUUUCAGACUUUCGAUUCCAGGCCUAGUUGGAAGUCAUACGAGCCGCGUAAUCUAUCCGAUUCAUACGGGGACUGCAGACAGGGUAGCUCGCCUCGUCGAAUGCCAACUGUGCGUAUUUCCAAGUUGAAGAAGCAGAGGUGAGUCAAGUUCUCUACAAUCAACACGAAAUAUGAAAAACCUUGGUAGCAGUUUUUGUAGGAGAAAGAAACAAAGAGAGAAUAGUUUCUUAUUUGUUUCUAACCAACACCGUUAGGAAUAAUCUUUCAUUCUUUGUUUCCUUUUCCCCUCUAUUCAGCUAGUAUCUCUUGUUUGUUUCUGAACAGUUCUGCGGUACUCAUAGUUGUUGUAUUGUUGUAUCUUUGUUGUAAAUAGCAUGCGUAUUGU
This is a messenger RNA of Linum tenue, 3033 nucleotides long. NCBI's taxonomy places the organism in Eukaryota, Viridiplantae, Streptophyta, Magnoliopsida, Malpighiales, Linaceae. The record is from the annotation of a GenBank genome assembly.